Pieris macdunnoughi is the source of this 630-nucleotide messenger RNA. NCBI's taxonomy places the organism in Eukaryota, Metazoa, Arthropoda, Insecta, Lepidoptera, Pieridae. The record is from the annotation of a GenBank genome assembly.
AUGUCGGCGUCUGGUGAAUUCGGUAACCCUUUACGCAAGUUUAAAUUGGUCUUUCUUGGAGAACAGAGUGUGGGAAAAACGUCUUUGAUCACAAGGUUCAUGUAUGAUAGUUUCGACAACACAUACCAGGCAACAAUUGGGAUAGACUUCCUAUCAAAAACAAUGUAUUUGGAAGAUCGCACAGUUCGCCUGCAAUUAUGGGAUACAGCAGGACAAGAGAGAUUCCGUUCACUCAUUCCUUCAUAUAUAAGAGAUUCGACUGUGGCUGUUGUUGUUUAUGAUAUUACAAAUGCAAAUUCAUUCCACCAAACAUCGAAAUGGAUAGACGAUGUGCGCACAGAGCGUGGCUCUGAUGUGAUUAUAAUGCUGGUGGGGAACAAGACUGAUCUGUCUGAUAAAAGACAGGUCUCCACUGAAGAAGGGGACAGGAAGGCGAAGGAACUUAAUGUUAUGUUCAUAGAGACCAGUGCUAAGGCUGGGUAUAAUGUUAAACAGUUGUUCCGACGGGUUGCGGCUGCCCUUCCCGGCAUGGACUCUGCUGAGAGCAAGCCACCUGAAGACAUGCACGAGGUGAUAUUGAGACAAGCUCCAGGAGACUCCAAGGAACAGGAUCAAGGAUGCGCGUGCUAG